GCGUUCAAUGUCUGAGUGUAAAAUCAGCAUCAGCAGCAAAGAGUGAAGAGUGAACGAGUGUGUAGAGGCAUCGCCCUAGAUAACGGUAGAAUUGUGCACUGUUGCGAGUGUCUUCCACGCGUUUAAAGACGUCCGUAAAUAUUAUUAAGUACGUGAAAAUAUAUAUAAUACAUAUUGCUCUGUACAGUGAUUAUUGAAACUUUAUUAAAAUUCAUUAAUUAAUAUAUAUAUUAUUAAUUAAUAUUAUAAUUAAUGGUGUUUAAUAUUGAGUUAAGAGUUGAUCGGCUGAAACGUAAAACGGCCCCCCGCACACGGCGUCUGCGGUUACUUCGGUGUAUAAACGACUAAGAGUUUACACACUACACAAAAGUCCGGGCAAUAGCAGUGACACACUCGCACUUACACUGUGUGAUAGUGAUAAUAAAUAUAUUAAUUAUUAUUAUUAUUAUACGUAAAAUAAUAAAAUUUGUUAUUAGAUUAGUGUGUGUUCAAACACUUGGGUUAAAGAAAUUUUUAAUAAUUGUGAUUGUACAAUAUAAUCAUUACAAGUUAAAAUAAUAACUCCAUGUUCUUAUGGCGGAGUGAUGAGCAAGAUUUAAGACAGGAAAUAAUAAAUUGACGAAAAAAAAAAAAAAAAAAAAAAAAACGUAUUUGAUAAUAAAAAACAGACAUAUCGGAGAGUAUUUUUACAAAUAAUUUCGACACCCGGAAGAUUGUGCGUGUUAAAAAAAAAGUGUUAUUUAUCUUUAUUGGAUUGUAAUUGUUAAUUACAUUGUGAAGCAGCGGGAAAUAAACGUGAUAGGAGAUACAGGGUAUAGCUGGUUGCUGAGACGACAGGAAGACAAGACGUGGCGGAUUCGGUGACCCCGCGGCAGUGACACGACAAGAAUAGUUAGUUAGAAGAGAUAAAAAAAAGGGAGAGAAUGCGUGAAUAUAAAAUAGUAGUUUUGGGAAGCGGAGGUGUCGGCAAAUCAGCCCUCACUGUUCAGUUUGUUCAGGGAAUAUUCGUUGAGAAGUAUGACCCGACCAUUGAAGACAGUUAUCGCAAACAAGUCGAAGUUGAUGGUCAGCAAUGUAUGCUGGAAAUCCUCGACACAGCUGGCACGGAACAAUUCACAGCCAUGCGAGAUCUUUAUAUGAAAAAUGGACAAGGAUUUGUUUUAGUUUAUUCAAUAACCGCACAAUCGACGUUUAAUGAUCUUCAAGAUCUUCGGGAACAAAUAUUACGGGUAAAAGAUACAGAUGACGUGCCAAUGGUACUGGUUGGUAACAAGUGCGACUUGGAAGACGAAAGGGUAGUGGGUAAAGACCAAGGUGUUAAUCUUUCACGGCAAUUCAGCUGCGCCUUCAUGGAGACCUCUGCCAAAGCUAAAAUUAAUGUUUAUGACAUCUUUUAUGACCUUGUGCGACAAAUAAACAAAAAAUCACCGGAGAAAAAGAUAAAACAAAAAAAGAAAUCGCUGUGCCUACUUCUGUAAAGUUAACGUGCUUUUAGCCACGUAUAACCAACGUGACACACAGAGUAAAAUAAUAAAAAAUAACAAAAAAAAAAAA
Messenger RNA from Cotesia glomerata, 1554 nucleotides. It is a transcript of the gene Rap1, whose product is annotated as ras-related protein Rap1. Gene Ontology annotation, biological process: Rap protein signal transduction; negative regulation of synaptic vesicle exocytosis; cellular response to cAMP. Lineage: Eukaryota; Metazoa; Arthropoda; Insecta; Hymenoptera; Braconidae. The transcript has 5 exons. The coding region runs from base 924 to 1478 and encodes 184 amino acids. The record is from RefSeq and is a predicted model, not a curated record. Gene Ontology annotation, cellular component: plasma membrane. Gene Ontology annotation, molecular function: GDP binding; GTP binding; GTPase activity.